GCGGCUGUGAGGCGGGAGCCAACGGCCGGCGCCGCGAGGCGGGAGGCGGCGCGGGAGCGCGGCGGCGGAGCCCAGCCUAGCUGCGGCCCGGGCCCCUGCGUCUUCUGGCCGAGCCGCCGCUGCUGCGCUCGCAGCGGGACCGUAGCCGCCGGGCCGUGGGCGCCGGCGAGGCUGGGCGGCGAGCGGGGUCUGGCGGGCGAGGGCGGGCGUCGUCUCCGCUGCCGGCGUCCCCGCGGCCGCCGCUGGCUAUGAUCGACUCGGUGAAGCUGCGCCGCGACAGCGCGGCCGACUUCUUCUCGCACUACGAGUACCUGUGCGCGCUGCAGGACUCGGUGCCGCUGCCCGCCGUGCGCGCCUGCCUGCGCGAGGGCGUGCUGGACUUUAACGCCGACCGCCUCCGCGCGGUGGACUGGCCGCCGCUGCUGAGCAGCCUCAAGAUCAACAGAGAUCUGCCGCUGAUCUCCAUCAGGAGCUCCUUCCAGCCUUGGCUGGGCGAAACAGGUUCUGACAGAAAUAAAGUUUGCAGAAGUCGUGUUCCUGCAAUAAGAAACAAAGACGUGACCUUCCAGUUAUGUAAAACUCUGAAAUGCUGUUUAAGUGCCUCGGGUGCUCUAAAGAACCUGGAGCUGAAUGGGCUAGUUCUGAGAGAGAGAGAUUUAACUAUGUUAACAAAGGGAUUGAAUAAAUCAGCUACUUUGGUGCACCUGUCUCUUGCAAAUUGUCCAAUUGGAGAUGGCGGUUUAGAAAUUAUUUGUCAAGGUAUAAAGAACUCUAUCACUCUUAAGACAGUAAACUUCACGGGGUGUAAUCUGACAUGGCAGGGAGCAGAUCACAUGGCCAAGAUCUUAAAGUAUCAGACCAUGAGAAGGCAUGAAGAAACCUGGGCUGAGAGUCUUCGUUAUCGGAGACCUGAUCUUGACUGUAUGGCUGGCUUGAGGCGCAUCACUUUUAAUUGCAACACUCUCAUUGGGGACCUCGGUGCAAGUGCUCUUGCAGAAUCUCUUAGUGAGGAUUUAUGGCUUAGAGCACUUGACCUGCAGCAGUGUGGCCUCACCAACGAAGGAGCAAAAGCUUUACUAAAGGCUCUUGAAACCAAUAGGACUCUGGUUGUUCUGGAUAUAAGAAAAAAUCCACUUGUUGAUCAUUCUGUGAUGAAAGCAGUUAUCAAAAAAGUUCUCCAGAAUGGAAGGAGUGCCAAAUCAGAGUACCAGUGGAUAACGUCUCCGUCAGUGAAGGAACCAUUCAGAACUGCUAGACAGAAAAAGAGAACUAUAAUUCUGGGCAGUGGUCGAAAAGGAAAAGCUACUAUUAGAAUUGGAUUGGCUACAAAGAAACCUGUAAGUAAUGGAAGAAAACACUCCCUUGGUAAAGAAUAUGCUCCUGAGCCUCUCCCGCCUGGCGUGUCUGGUUUCCUGCCGUGGCGUACUGCAGAACGUGCGAGAAGGAACAGGGGUUUUCCAUUAAUCAAAACUCGUGAUGUAUAUAAUCACUUGCAGCAAUCAGAGUUUCCUGUGACUGUGACAGUAGAGAGUCCUUCCUCCUCAGAAAUCGAAGAGGUCGAUGAUUCUUCAGAAAGUGUUCAAGAAGAGCCUGAGAAAACUAGCUUAAAACAAGAAGCAUUACAGGGAAAACUGGAGGAGUGCCUAAAGCAGUUAAAGGAGGAAAGAGUCAUAAGGCUUAAGGCUGACAGACGAGUCAGUGAGCUGGAACGUGAAAAUGCCCAGUUAAGAAAUAUAAAUUUCUCUUUGUCUGAAGCCCUACAUGCACAGUCAUUGACAAGCAUGAUCCUGGAUGAUGAAGGUGUUUUGGGCAGCAUUGAGAAUUCUUUUCAGAAGUUCCAUGCCUUCUUGGAUCUCCUUAAAGAUGCUGGGCUUGGGCAGCUUGCCACAAUGGCUGGUAUAGAUCAGUCAGAUUUUCAUUUGCUGGGUCGUCCCCAGAUGAGUUCUACUGUUAGUAGUCCACCUAAAGAAGAGAAGAAGGCACUUGAAGAAGAAAAACCAGAAUCAAAGCAGAACGCCCUAGGACAAAUGCCAAAUAUCCAAGUUUCUAUUUGUAUGCAGUCAGCUUACAAUGAAGGAACACUAAUGAAGUUUCAGAAAAUUACAGGGGAUGCAAGAAUUCCUUUGCCUCUUGAGUCCUUCCAGAUCCCAGUUCCCUCUGAGGAGGCCUUAGGGACUUCCAAAGACAAGGGAGUCCCAGCCACGGAGCAGCGGCGGGAGUCUUUGGAAGAAUUCAUUGCUAGAACGUGUUCUCCUUUAGCAGAUGUAAUCUCUGGAGCUGAAAGUCAAAGAAAAGAAGAGGAAUUGUCUAGAAAUAGCAGAUCUUCUUCAGAGAAAAUGACGAAAACAGGUGAAUAUACUAAAAAACAGUCUGUUAAGAAACAGCCUGGAAAGGACCUGCAUUCCUGCUCUGACUCAUCUGUAAACCGGAAAAGCAAAGGAAAUGGGCAAAACAGUUCUUUGGUUAAUGAACCAAUUAAAAGUGAGUCUUUGAAAAAACACAUUUCUGUCAAGAAAGAAAGUAGAAUAGUGACUGUUUCAUCCAAGACAACUAAAAGUAAACUCAAUGUACUAGAACAUUCUGAAAGUGAUACUCUUGGAUCUGAUUUUGAAUUUCAAGAAAGCAUCCAUACUCUAUCACGCCUGACAUAGGUCUAAAUCUUUUGAAAUUAUGUUUUUGCCUUCAAAUUUUAAUAAAUUGCUCAUG
This is a messenger RNA of Equus quagga, 2706 nucleotides long. RefSeq names its product centrosomal protein 78 (gene CEP78). The transcript is spliced from 16 exons. Gene Ontology annotation, molecular function: protein binding. The record is from RefSeq and is a predicted model, not a curated record. Lineage: Eukaryota; Metazoa; Chordata; Mammalia; Perissodactyla; Equidae. Gene Ontology annotation, cellular component: centrosome. The coding region runs from base 249 to 2651 and encodes 800 amino acids.